This is a messenger RNA of Salarias fasciatus (jewelled blenny), 1665 nucleotides long. It is a transcript of the gene ubtd1a, whose product is annotated as ubiquitin domain containing 1a. NCBI's taxonomy places the organism in Eukaryota, Metazoa, Chordata, Actinopteri, Blenniiformes, Blenniidae. Bases 250 to 1017 code for a protein of 255 amino acids. The transcript is spliced from 5 exons. Gene Ontology annotation, molecular function: protein binding. The record is from RefSeq and is a predicted model, not a curated record.
GCUUUAAUACUAGAUCAGACUGAACGGAUUGUGCGGGUGAGCUCCGUUCAAUAUGAUUUGAGGGGAAUAGGAAUUUUGAUUGCAUUUUCUGAGCGGCUUUUGAGGAGGCUUUGCAGCCGCCCAGCUCUGCUGCUCGGACACUUCCAGACCCCGGUGCUUCCAGGCUCUGUCUCCCCGUGAUCCAGCUCCUCUCUGCCGCCGAUCGUCGCGUCAGGAUCCCGCUAGAAACUUCACUGAAAGCAGGUUCGGAUGUGGCAAGCAAACUGCAGACGGAUGCAUAACCUAGCCGACUGGAUAUCCGGGACAGUGAUGGGAGGCUGUGUGGGGAGGAGUAGGAUGGAUGGACAAGGGAGUGCCCGGAGCUCGACAAGGAGCAAAAAACGUGGAGGACGCAAUGAGCCGCUUAAAAAGGAGCGCCCAAAGUGGAAGAGCGAGUACCCGAUGACUGAGGGCCAGCUGAGGAGUAAGAGAGAUGAAUUCUGGGAUACAGCUCCGGCCUUCGAUGGGCGGAAAGAGAUCUGGGAUGCACUCAGAGCAGCAGCCCUUGCCGCAGAGUGCAAUGACCUGGAGCUAGCACAGGCCAUAGUGGAUGGCGCCUGCAUUACUCUGCCACAUGGCUCUCUCACAGAGAGUUAUGAUGAGCUGGGUAACCGUUACCAGCUGCCGGCUUACACCCUCGCCCCGCCUGUCAACCUCAUCACUGAAACGUCCAGUGACAACAAAGUCUGUGACUCAACACAGAAACAAGCCCAGCCGCCUCCGUGCAGGCAGGAAUUCCAGCUGCGGGUGCGAAUGUCAACAGGCAAGGACGUGCGUCUCACAGCCAGCAUGGCAGACUCCAUCGCUGAGCUGAAGAAACAAUUGGAAGAGCAGGAAGAAAUUGACGUGACACGCCAACGGUGGUUCUUUUCCGGGAAACUUCUGACCGACAAGACCCGCCUGCAAGAUGCCAAGAUCCAGAAGGACUUUGUGGUCCAAGUUAUUGUCAAUAUGAAUCCUCCAGUCAUCGCUAACUGAGGAAUGAGCCAAAGGGAAUGAGGUGAAGGAAAGAUAACGGUUGUGCCAGAGAACAAGAGUAGGGCUUGAAAUCACUUUCCAGUGGGUUACUGCAGUGAAAUUUUGUGUACAUUUUUAUAUAAAGAAAUAUUGCUUUUAUAUUGCUCCUUUUUCUAUUUUUCCUUUUUCCAAACAAAGUGAGAAUAUUGAAAAGCACUGAAACACUUUAGAUUAAAGUAGAGUUUGAAGAUGCACUUCCCCAUCUGUUCUUUUGUCCGUCUGUCUGUUUGUGAAGACACAACUCUCAGCUGUGUUAUUUACAUGAGUUUCACUCCUCGUGUCCCUUUGGUCUCUUUGUAAGUGUGCUUCUCAAGAAAAUAAAUACGGUUCACAUGAAGGUCCUGAAAUAAAAGUUUUUCUUUCUUUCUUUCUUCCUGAAAACUGUAAAUAUCAGGUUCACUAUAUAUGUUGUUUGGUUAUGUAAUUAUGUGCACACACUACUACACCUUCAAAUCACAGCUGUAUGUUCAUGAUUAAGACACAGAAUGUAAGGACGGCAGGUUAAAAAAGAAGACCAGACUUGUUUUUCAUCACUCCAAACAAGCUGUUGUACUUAUAUGUAUAAUAUGAUGCUCACUGUACUUGAAUAACUUAUCAAUAAAUACUGUA